AUGGAACUUGAUACGCUUUAUUCUUGUGGUUCUAACGGUUAUAAUGAAGCCUUAUUUUCUGAUACUUUUAAUUUCUUUAAUGAGAACUUUGAUGAUAUUUCGCUAUAUCAUAAUUUUCUUACCAAUGAUGUGAACUUUUUACCAGACUUGAAUUUUUUACCAGACUCUGAGUCACUAUCUCUUAACAGUAAUAUACAACAUCUUGAACCACUUAAUGAUAUUUCUGAUUCUAAUAUCCCCACUUUUGAAUUACUCAAUGAUAUAUCAAAUCCUUUUAAUUAUCAAUAUAACCUCGCUGUUGGUGACAGUUUUGAUGAUUGGUUGUCAGUCGAGGCAUUUAUACAUCAAUACUGUUUCGAACGAGGCUUUGGUUAUCAAAUUUUUCAUAGUGAUAAGGACCUGAAAGAUCCCACUAUCAUCCGUCAUAAAUCGUUUCGAUGUUCAUCAAGUGGUAUUUAUAAAGCUCAAAAAGUGGUUGACCAUACAAUACACCGUCUAUGUGGUACACACAAUCAUAAAACAAAUCCCACUCAAAUACCAAAUGUUAUUGCUAGAUAUAGACGUUUUAGUAAAGAAAUGAUUCAGGACUUAAAUUUUUUUAUGGACUGCAAAGUGACCCCUAUUACGCAGUUAGAGAUACUUAAAAAAAAGUAUUCAGAGCAUGUAUUUCAUAAGCGGAAUGUUUACAAUGCAAUUUAUAAUCUGCUUAAAAGUAACAAAAAUGAGAAGUUUGAUACUACUUCGAUGCUUGACAUUCUUUUUGAAAAAGUAUCACAAGAUCCAUAUUGGAAAGUUUACAUUCGACAUGCUGGUAAUGAGCACCGUUUAUCCGGUAUUUUUUGGAUGUCUCCUGUUCAACAAGAACUAUAUCAACGAUUUUCAGAUGUAGUUUUAAAUGACAACACUUGUAAAACAAAUAAAUACAACAUAUAUUUAAGUAUUUUUAUGGUUAAAGACAACUAUGGGAGGUUUCAGAAUAUCGCAAAUGCACUAGUGGAAGAUGAAAUAUCUUCAACGUAUAUAUGGAUUCUUCAAUGUUUAUUAAAAGUAACGGGUAUUACCCCAAAAUCAUUUUGGAUAGAUUCUGAGCCUGGUUUGAUUAAUGCCAUUUUGCAAGUCUUUCCUACUAUACCACAUUUUUACUGCUUAUUUCACAUUUGGCAAAAUGUUAUAAAACAUCUUAAAGCCAAGUUGGGUUCAAAUUUCAACCAUUUCGCCAAGGUUUUCUAUGCCUGCAGAAAUGCGUUAUAUAUAGAAAUUUUUGAGAAACGCUGGAAGUUAAUGAUAGAAAAUUUUCUGGAGUGCGAAAAUUACAUGGUCAGAUUAUAUACCAAUCGAAUCAGUUGGGCUAAGGCUUAUUUACCAUUACAAUUUAAUGCCAGCAUACAAAGCACCCAAAGCGUAGAAUCAUUUAAUAAUAUUAUCAAAAAGUCUUUAAAUGGUGCCAGCACGCUUUGUGAUGUUGAAACAGCAAUUGAUAAGAGGCAAGAAGAAGAAAUACGAUAUUUAUUGAUAAGGUUUUUACAGAAUUCUUAUCACCACUUAUAUUAUCUUGGCAGCGGUUUCAGAUUUCACAAUCAUUCACAUACGAAGGGCAAUUGGUAUCAUAUUUAUCUGAGAUACAAGGACAAAAAUGCCGACACGAUAGAUAAUAAUUUUGUAAAAGAUGUAGAUGAAGAACCCCAAAUAACAUUAAAAGCUAUGUUAGAUGGCGUUUCUCGUAAAAGCAAUCUGCGUGUGAUGCUUUAUUCAAGUGCAGCGAAGUUUCAUAUUAGUAUUAUACCCGUUAGAUGGUAUAAAGACGAGAUUCUAAUGAAGUUUGAUAAUAUUCUUGAAAAUUCACCAGUCCUUACAGCAAUAUCUACUAAUAGUGCAACACCAUAUAAAGUGGAUUUUACUCUUGAAAGUUUAAAACAUAUACAAGGGUCUGACCAUAAAGAAAACAUACAACAAGUUAUUCCUCAAAGAAAUAGGUUCAGAGUAGCAUUCUCAACUGCGAAAAUGGCAAUUAAUAUCGCGUUGGAAACUAAGAGCGAUAAUGAGUUAGUUCAAAUGUUAAAAAGCUUUAUUUUAUCCAAAACAAAUAGUAAUGAAGAUAGUUUACAAGAGAAUAUAGCCGCAGGAAGUAACAAUAAUGAAAAUAAUCAAAGUGAUAGUGAAAUACUUCCCUUACAACAGCAUUUGAUAGCCCAAAUAACAAACCCUCAUGUUACGAAAAUUAGAGGAGCUCCUUGUAAAAGAAGGAUCAAAGGUGCUAUGGAAGAUAAAAAGGUGGGUGAAGUUGAUAGUGAAGAAGCAAAAGCACAAUGA
Messenger RNA from Funneliformis caledonium, 2310 nucleotides. Lineage: Eukaryota; Fungi; Glomeromycota; Glomeromycetes; Glomerales; Glomeraceae. The record is from the annotation of a GenBank genome assembly.